AGGCUCGUAAAUCGGCCGGUUUUAUCGUCCGUACGGUGUGAACGAUUCUCUCGAGAGAGGAUCCUACCGGUUUACCAGCUGCUACGGGAUCGUCGGUUUUCAGUAGGGGGCUGGGAAUCGGCUGGGGGUACCGCCGAUAGAAUUUCCACGGCAAAAUGGCACUCGCGGGAAACGUGGUCCGGAUUACGUUGACGUUGAUCGUCGCCUCGACGGGCCUGGCGGAUAAUUCGUGGCCAUCGUGCGCCGGGAAAACGAUACUGAGACACGUCGGCUUAUCUUGUGAGGAGAAACAGGCCAUCUUGGACGAGCAUAAUCGUCUGAGACAGCUAGUGGCUCUGGGGCAGAUUCAUGGACAGCCAGCCGCUGCGAAUAUGAAGGAAAUGGUUUGGGACGACGAAUUGGCUGCAAUCGCGCAGAGGUGGGCGGAUAGAUGCGCGGAAAUCCACGAUAAUUCGAGGAACGUUCAUCGAUUCGCAGUGGGGCAAAAUAUGGCUCGAACGUGGACGACGAGGCCCCCGGGACCCUACGACGACGUUCCAAAUUGGCGACAGCGAAUCUCGGAUUGGUUCAAAGAAGUCCAGCACUAUCAUACCGGUUACAGCGACGAAACUGGCCACUAUACUCAACUCGUCUGGGGUGACACGUUCCUUUUGGGCUGUGGAUACUCCUUCUACUACGAUCCUGCUCGAGGCUACACCAAGAAUUACGUUUGCAACUACGGGCCAAGCGGUAACGUGCUCGGUUCCCAACCCUAUCAAUCUGGCCAGCCUGCUUGCGGUAGCUACGGGAUGUCUUAUUCGAAUCGAUAUGCCGGCCUUUGUUCUCGAAGCAGUUACUAUCAUUUGGGAGCCUUCUGCGUCUACGGUUAACCAGAAUCUGACAACAAACAGCAUUCGAGGUCCAGAAGAAGCUAAGAAAAUAUUUUUUUUUUAACAACAAUCGAACGUCGAAGGCUGUUUUAUUCCAAUUCACCUUGUCUAGUCUACGAAAAAUAGUCUGUAAAUUCUAGGGAUUAGAUGUUAAGUUUGUAAAAAGUCCUAAACGAGGGAAUGUAUAAAAGAGAUAGUAACGAUUUAAAAUUGUAAAUCGUGCGCGUUUAUGACUAUUGUCAGCGCGAAAAGCUCGUAAUCUGGCUUCAGCAAAUCCGUAAUAGAGAAUCUCUUCUGUAUUAACCAGAAAUAACUGAUCGGUCAAAUAAUCUCUAUAAUUAACGCUAUUGUACCGGACAUGGUUCGAGUAUCGACAUAUUUAAUCCUCCGUUAACCCAGAUGUUGAGCGUUAGCGCGACGAGUUCUAAGUUAACAAAUCAAAUUUUAUCGCCUAAAGAUUGUACGAUAACAGUUCUUUAAAAAUUCCACCUGCUAUGUAAUCCAAACAUCGAUAUACGUUUCUCUUGUAUAUACUAGACAUUCAAUAAUGUUCGUUGUAAUACAAUAUCGUUUAAUAUAGUCUAAACACAAAUCGACCAAA
Messenger RNA from Colletes gigas, 1470 nucleotides. RefSeq names its product venom allergen 5-like. The coding region runs from base 156 to 869 and encodes 237 amino acids. The transcript is spliced from 7 exons. Gene Ontology annotation, cellular component: extracellular region. Lineage: Eukaryota; Metazoa; Arthropoda; Insecta; Hymenoptera; Colletidae. The record is from RefSeq and is a predicted model, not a curated record.